Messenger RNA from Bathycoccus prasinos, 702 nucleotides. RefSeq names its product large conductance mechanosensitive channel protein. Gene Ontology annotation, biological process: intracellular water homeostasis; monoatomic ion transport. Gene Ontology annotation, molecular function: mechanosensitive monoatomic ion channel activity. NCBI's taxonomy places the organism in Eukaryota, Viridiplantae, Chlorophyta, Mamiellophyceae, Mamiellales, Bathycoccaceae. The transcript has a single exon. The record is from RefSeq and is a predicted model, not a curated record. The coding region runs from base 1 to 702 and encodes 233 amino acids.
AUGGCCGCGGAUCGUCCGGAGGAGACCAACGAGGACGCGAAUUCUAAUACUUGCGAUCACGAGGCGUUGUUGUUGAGAACAACAAGGCUUCCGGAGUGUCCUUCGGAGGAGCGAGAAGAGGAAACAGCAGCGGCGCUGAAUAAAAAACAACAACCAAAGAAGCAAAUUUUAACGCAUGUUUUGCCAAAGACUUUGGUGGAAAAGACUUUACCUAUUCUGCGCCUGUCUGGAUUGACGCAAUUUAUCGUCGGUUCCGGAGCGGUCGGGUUAGCGGUUGGUCUCGUCGUCGGUGGGUGCAUUAAAGACGUGGUGGAUUCGUUCACGUCGGCGUUUAUAUCGCCGUUGAUUGCGUUAAUCGGAGGGAAAAGAGAGAUUGAGGAUUUGUACUUCUCAACCGGGGGGACUCGAUUUGAGUACGGCGCGUUCCUCGGCGUCAUGUUGGAGACGUUUUGUACGUUGUUUUUCGUGUAUUAUUUGAUCGUGGUACCGAUGAACGCGUUGACGAGCUUUAAGUACGGGCCUUUGGUGAAGUGCGACGAGUGCGCGUCUUGGAUUAAAGAGAGCGCGAAAAAGUGCCCGCAAUGUUGUUCGUAUUUGGACGAGAGACGCAAACAGAAUUUGGCGAAUUCCGCGAAAGAAGAAUCGAGACCUCCUCGGAUGCGUCACUCGCGAAGUUUGAGCGACGAAUUGAUGCGAUGGUAA